Molecule: messenger RNA, 1314 nt
Organism: Aspergillus wentii DTO 134E9
Lineage: Eukaryota; Fungi; Ascomycota; Eurotiomycetes; Eurotiales; Aspergillaceae
Product: CCDC47 family protein
Exons: 3
Coding region: 1-1314 (437 amino acids)
Biological process (GO): endoplasmic reticulum calcium ion homeostasis
Cellular component (GO): endoplasmic reticulum
Molecular function (GO): calcium ion binding
Source: RefSeq, a predicted model, not a curated record
AUGGCUGACAUGUUCAAGAACAUGUUUGGUGGCUCUCAGCCAUCAGGUGCAGCCAAGGUCGAGGAUGAUUUCGCCGACUUCAAGGCCUCUGAGCCAUCUCCUGCCUCGAUUGUGGCUGCGUCAUCAUCGUCCCCGGCUGCCCAGGGUGUUGAGCCCGUCCCCUAUACGAAAUGGUACCGGAUCUGGGAGCGGACAUCUCCCAAGGACUUCAUGCAGGAGGCAAUGAUCAUGCCUGUUAUCCUUCUGAUUGUUUUCUUCCAUCUCUGGGGUACACGUAAGAAUAGGCGGAGAGCUAGGGAAUGGGCACAGGCCCAUGCGCCGGCUUUGCAGCACGAGUUCGCAGUCGUUGGUUUUAGUGGCAUUCAGAAAUCAACCAUCGCUGAGGACGGAUCCAUCCAGCCGCAGUCGAUCUCUUCUGAGGAGAUGCUCAAGGAGAAGUCUCCCCAGGAGUUUUCCUCCUAUGCAACCGGCAGACAGAACAUUGCCUUUGUUGACAUGGCAGUCAAGCUGCCCAAGCGCUACAACCCGAUUACCUACUGGAUGGAAAUUGCCUUCAGCUUCUUUUUUGAAAGCUGGACUGCGCCCGCUGAAAAGUUUGAAGCUACUGCGUACCUUUUUGAUGGUAAAGAGAAGGAUUUGGUUCCCGUUCCGGCCAAGGACACGUCUUCUUUGAAGGUGGCCAACUCGACCUACGAUGGCUUCAUCUGGGCUGUUGUCCACAAGAGCCACAUGCGCACCUUCCGCCAGGACCGAUACGAUGCCUCCAUGACUUUCACCAGGGACAACGCGAAACUGCCAUCCUGGGUCACCGUGAUGACUGAAAGCGCCGAAAUCACCGAUACACUCCUUACCCCGGAAUUGAUUCAAGCCAUUGAGAAGGCCGGUCACAACUUUGAGUACUUGAUCGUCACUGACCAACCCGUUGACAAGCCUUUGAAGAUCGAGGAAACCGCUCCCAGGAAGCGUGUUCAGCUUUCCACCAUCCUUCCCUCAUCUGUUGCUGGCUAUGAGUCUACUAUUCCGAUUUUCAACCAGUUUGUCCGUUUGGCCGAUAAACUUGUCGCAUCGGCCCACUUCCGCCCCGAAGUUAUGCGAAAGAUCCGCAACGCCCGUGAAGAGGAAAUCAAGAAGCUUCGCCGUGCCGAUGAGGAAGAGAAGGCCGAAGAGCGCAAGCUUGCAGCAGAAAAGAUCAAGAAGGAAGAGCGGGAGCGUAUCCUCCGUGGCAUGACUGCCGACGAACAGCGAAAGUUCCUUGAUCGCGAGCGCGAAAAGGAUCAGAGACGUUCUAUGAAGAAGAGCACUCGGAGAGGAUAA